Molecule: messenger RNA, 646 nt
Organism: Molossus molossus (Pallas's mastiff bat)
Lineage: Eukaryota; Metazoa; Chordata; Mammalia; Chiroptera; Molossidae
Gene: DMAC1
Product: distal membrane arm assembly complex 1
Exons: 2
Coding region: 24-362 (112 amino acids)
Source: RefSeq, a predicted model, not a curated record
CCACUGCAGUCGAGUUCCUGAACAUGGGUUCUUUCAUGUCCCAGCCUUUGGACACUGUCAAGGUCGCCGCGCCUCCUGAGACUGCCUCUUCCGCCAACCCUACGCCCCUCGAAGCACCCGGGGCCCCGACCUCUCCAGAACAACGCCGCACGUUUAAUAACUGCUGGAGCUGUCGCGUGCUCUCCGGGUCGGGGUUGAUAGGGGCGGGCGGGUACGUGUACUGGGUUGCACGGAAGCCAAUGAAGAUGGGAGUGCCCUCGAGUCCAGGGACUGUUAUGCAGAUGGUCAUCGGCAUCAGCAUUGCUUGUUGGGGUGUUGUCAUCCUGUCAGACCCCAAAGGGAAGGCCUUCCGCGUUGUUUGAAAGUAUCACCGGUGAAUUUGUCAUCUUUCCCUGUCCCCAUGAUACACAGAGCAAGGGGCUUAUGGACGUUCUGGACAGACACAUGGACAUUGAUAUACUACAGUUCUGAAGAUACUACUGGACUGAAAAAACAAACAGUUGGCAUUUUUGGCCAUGAGUGUUUGUGGCAUUCUAGGGUUCCACAAGGACCAAUAAAUUCCUCAGAGAACAGAACAGGUUCUUUGUCUUACCUGGGGAAGGAAGGUAUACUUUUUUAAAAAGCCCUGGCCAGGUAGCUCAGUUGG